AAAACAUAAUCUUCAAGAUAAUAUAAAAAUUGCUCAUCAGAUGAAAAAAAAUAAUGAAAUAAAUCAUUUAUACCUUACUUGUUCAGGUAAAAAAAAUAUACCAAAUGGAAAUUGUUCCAUAGUAGAACAAGAUAAAACAAAAUGUAAAUUAAAAGAUGAAAUAAUAUAUGAAAAUACAGAAAAUCAUAUAAAUAUAAUAAAAAAGGAAAAAAAUAAAAUCGAUUUAAAUAAAUAUAAUAUCCAAUUAAAUGAAGAAGGUUAUAUAAUAAAUGAAAAUAAAAAUGACAAAUUCAUUGGAUGGAAAAUUUUAGGAAAUAAUAUGAACGUUCAGAAUUUUUUUGUAUGGGGACAUGACAUGUUCAU
This is a messenger RNA of Plasmodium reichenowi, 363 nucleotides long. RefSeq lists its product as hypothetical. Lineage: Eukaryota; Apicomplexa; Aconoidasida; Haemosporida; Plasmodiidae. The record is from RefSeq and is a predicted model, not a curated record. The transcript has a single exon. The annotation marks the transcript as partial.